This is a messenger RNA of Procambarus clarkii (red swamp crayfish), 1343 nucleotides long. It is a transcript of the gene Cypl, whose product is annotated as peptidyl-prolyl cis-trans isomerase-like 1 Cypl. Gene Ontology annotation, molecular function: peptidyl-prolyl cis-trans isomerase activity. Lineage: Eukaryota; Metazoa; Arthropoda; Malacostraca; Decapoda; Cambaridae. Gene Ontology annotation, cellular component: catalytic step 2 spliceosome. Gene Ontology annotation, biological process: protein folding; protein peptidyl-prolyl isomerization. The record is from RefSeq and is a predicted model, not a curated record.
CUGGUAAUCUUCUGCGACGGCACACAUUUUGUUGCCUGAGGUCACAGGGUAGUGAUAGACAUUUGUGUUCCCGUUGUGAAGGUCCUUCGGGCGGGUAGGUGGCGUGCCCACGGGGCUCCUGCUGGCUACCACUCUGUUGCAGGUGCCCGGGCGCUGUGCUCUCGCUGCCCCUGAUCCUUCACCAACAACAACAACAUGUCUAUACCAGACAAGUCUUGGCAGCCUCCCUUUGUUGUCCUGGAAACCUCAAUGGGAGAGGUCACUCUUGAGCUUUAUUGGAAACACGCUCCAAACACUUGCCGGAAUUUUGCCGAGUUAUCGCGUCGUGGGUAUUACAAUGGCUGCAAAUUCCAUCGAAUUAUCAGAGACUUUAUGAUACAAGGUGGUGAUCCAACAGGCACUGGACGAGGUGGUGCUUCAAUAUAUGGUAAGCACUUCAAUGAUGAGAUCCACGAUGAACUAAAACAUACUGGGGCUGGCUUACUGUCUAUGGCUAAUGCAGGACCUAACACUAAUGGAUCACAGUUCUUUGUCACCCUUGCUCCUACACAGUGGCUUGAUGGGAAGCAUGCUAUAUUUGGUCGUGUGUCAGCUGGAAUGCAGGUGGUAAAGAGAAUGGGCCUGGCUGAAACAGAUAACAAUGAUCGGCCAGUGGAUCCAGUUAAGAUCAAACGCUGUGACUCGUACAUCAGGCUUCAAGCAGCCCCAUCAAAUAACCUGGUUGAUUAGAUCAACAACCAGGAGGCCUGGUGAGAGACUGGGCCAUGGGAACAUUGAUCCUUGGUAUCAAUAACAGGUAGGUUACGUUUUGACAAUACACACUUAACUUGUGGACAUUUACAGCAACAUCGCCCUGCUCCUCAUUGUCCCAUUUACAGUCGUGCACCUCUUUGUGGAAUGUCCCGCUUUCCUGUCUUUUGAGGUCAUUCAAAAUCUUUGGUGAAUCCGAUACCUUUGAUAACGCUCGCCUUAUGUGCGUUUGUUCUUGUAAUGGCAUUGUCAGUGAUAUUUAGCGCCUUUUACAUAUCCAGCGACACUGAUGGUAUUACAUAUUGCCCUCUUUUGAUAAUUACUUAUUUAUAUCAUAGGUGUAAAACCCAAACAAUAAUAAUUAAAAACAACACACGACAAUAUCCGUAUUACCCCGAGCAUCAACUCAUGACGAUAACCACUCGUCAAUGGUUAAAAAAAACUUGUGCAAGUGUGUUCUUCCCAGGCCUAUUGAUUUGGCUAGGACAAAACUAGCACAAACAGUUAAUUAUUUUGAAUUUUGUAUUUCAUAGGUGUGUAUCAGAUAAGUUAUGUAAGGCAAUGGUGUCAUCAGUGCCAAUAAAACCAUUAUA